Coturnix japonica (Japanese quail) is the source of this 1206-nucleotide messenger RNA. The record is from RefSeq and is a predicted model, not a curated record. NCBI's taxonomy places the organism in Eukaryota, Metazoa, Chordata, Aves, Galliformes, Phasianidae.
AUGGCUGUGCUGCCACUUUCUGAUCCUCCCUCUUACCUGUGGUUUUCCCUUGCAGGGCCGAGUUCUGUACCUGGGUCCAGGUCUGUGUGGGAGUCUCCUCCUUGCGCAAAGCUGCUCACCCUGCAAGAGGCACAAGCUCAGAAAAGCGGCCAGAGCAGCUCUCCUGCAGUGACACAAAGCAGCAACAUCGACAUGGAGGAGGGCCCCGCAGCUGUACAAGGGAGAUUCCACACGGUCAUUGAUUUUCCAUCUGAAAGCCAUGAAUUUGAUUCAGAGCAGCUUCCCGAGCUUAGCGUCCGUGACAUUCACAGCGUGAGCUCCGUAUGUAAGAUGUACUUCAGGGAGCUCCCGAACCCUCUCCUGACCACCCAGCUGUAUGACAAGUUCACGGACGCUGCCGGUGCUGCUACCGAGGAGGAGAGGAUGGUGAGAAUGAAGGGCGCCAUCCAGCAGCUGCCUGCUCCUCACUACAGGACACUUGAGUACCUGAUGAGGCAUUUGGCGUCUCUUGCUGGGAACUCCUCAGUCACCAACAUGGACGCUCAUAAUUUAGCAAUAGUGUGGGCUCCAAACCUCUUAAGAUCCCAGCAGAGCCAGUCAGCCUGCGCCAGUGGAGGAGCUGCCAGCUUGGAAGUUCAGACACAGACAGCUGUAGUGGAAUUCCUUAUUGGCCACACAGACGGCCUCUUCGGCUCCAAAUCCACGUCAGCCAUGGGAGAGGGAGCAGGGCCGAGUUCUGUACCUGGGUCCAGGUCUGUGUGGGAGUCUCCUCCUUGCGCAAAGCUGCUCACCCUGCAAGAGGCACAAGCUCUGAGAAGAGGCCAGAGCAGCUCUCCUGCAGUGAAACGAAGCAGUGAGAUUGAAGUGGAGGAAGAUCCCACAGAAUUUCCAGGGAGAUUCCACACAAUUAUUGAUUUUCCAUCUGAAAGACCACGCUCUUCCAGAAAGAAGAAAGAAUCACCAGCUGGCAGUUGGUGUUCCUGCCUAUGUCUGCGCAGACCAUCCCCUGCGGCAAAACACCAACUGCAGAGCAGUGACAGGGAGCCUUCCGAAGAAGAACUCGUGGUGCUGGCAGGUGAAUCCAGCCCUUGUGAACCCACAAGAGCCAGGCCAAGUGCUGAUUGCUCAGGGAGUGUUUCCAUAAAUGGAGAGCUCAUGGGCAAGUCCUUUAGUCACUGCAGUCACAAUGACAGGCCUUCCGUGUGA